This is a messenger RNA of Funneliformis geosporum, 2394 nucleotides long. The record is from the annotation of a GenBank genome assembly. Lineage: Eukaryota; Fungi; Glomeromycota; Glomeromycetes; Glomerales; Glomeraceae.
AUGGUUUUAAAAAUUAAUUUAGAAAAAUCCCUAAAAGACUUAGAAGUGAGAAUUAAGGAGUUAGAGCAAAGUAACGAAGAUUUACGUUCACAAUUCAAAUGUUUAGAAGAAAACGGUAGAGUACGAGAAGCAGAAACUCAAGCAAAGCAAGAAACUAUUGAUAAUUUAGAAAAAAAGGUUAGAGAAGAAACCAAAGCUAAGCAAGAAAUUAUUAAUAACUAUGAAGAAAAAUUUAGAGAACGAGAAGAAGCAUCCAAGGAAAAGCAAGAUAUUAUUAACGGCAAAUUUCAAAUGGAGCAAGAAAUAAGCAAACUUAUACUUUUAUGGACAUUUUGUGGAUUAACAUGCCAUCUUUGUGGUUUAAAAUGUGUAAAAAAUCAAGAUAACGAAGAAUAUCAUGAUUGUCUAACAGAUCAUAAAUGUAAUUUUCUUUACCACUUCAAUGAAGUUCACAACAUAAAAUCAAUUCCAACAUGUAGUUUUAUAGCUGGACAAGAAGGUAAACAUGCUUGCAAUGAAGUUAAACAUUUAUGUGGUGAAUCAUGUAGUCUUAUCGAUAAGCGUAAUUGCCAACAAGUUUGCUCAAAAGUAAUUGGACAUUAUGAUUUACAUUUGUGUCAAUCUUUACGUCAUUAUUGUGGAGAAGCUUGUUCAUUAUCGACAAAAUCCCAGAAAGGAGAUUAUCAUUGCCCUAACAAAUGUAUCGUACCUUAUGAAGAAAGACAUGAUUCACACCGCUGUGAAAAUGAAACAUGUCCAAUUCAGUGUCCGAUUUCAGAUUGUCAGAGAAAAUGUCAAAGCAAUGAACAUUUUCACUCUGAUUCUAAUUCGCAAGUGGAUCAUUUUUGUGGAAAUGAACAUCAAUGUCGUGAAUUAUGCGAAGAAGCUGGUAUAUGCAACGUAAUAGUUGAACCAAAGAAGCAAGAGGAAAUUUAUAAAGGAUUAGUUGAAGAAACUUCUAUUACAUUUACUAAGUAUAUUCAAUUAAGUGAAAGGUUGAGAUGUAACAAAAGAAUUCCUCCAAAUGCAUUUAAGCAUACUGGAAAACAUACGCAUCAUGCAAGCGACGACCUUACGCAAAAUGGUUUUCAUUUUUGUGAUGUAAAAUGUCAAUUCUGUGAAUAUUUUUGUACAUUACCCAAUGGACACACACAAAAUCAUAACACAACGAAUGGAAAUAUGAUACAAACUGAGUUCACCGGAGAAGAUAAUGAAUUUGAAUAUGCAGGACAUAAAUUAAGAGUUGGUGAUCAAGGAAUUUUUGUUCCUUGUAACUUGAUUUGUAAAGAUUUGGGGAGACAUCGUCAUAUUAGCUAUUGUCAAAGUAAAGAAAUUUGUCAAGGACAAGAUAUCCAACAUAUUUCUGAACAAGUACAUCCUAAUCCUAGCAUACCAAAAGAUUUCAUUUCUCACAAAUUGUUCUGGGAACGAACUGGUUUCAAAGAUCCUUAUUCUGUUCAGGAACAACAUGAAUUUGCGAAAUGUGAUCAUGAAUGUCCUGAUGAAAAACAUCAUAGAUCAAGGGGGUCUACAAACGAUUCAGCAAUUAAAUCGUUUUGCGAAUUACCGCUUUUUCAUGCUCAACUUAAUCCAAAUUCAAAUCUUCCUAAUGAUUAUGGAUACAUAUCCAUGGAUGGGCAUCAUUUUAAUUGUGAUAAUCCGAGUACACGUGAAGUCGCUUUUCAUAUUAUCUUUGUCUUAGAUCGUUCAGGUUCUAUGGGAGAACGGGAUAGAAAGCCAAUUCAAGAAUUUUCAAUUUCCAAUUAUUUAAAGUAUUGGAAUCAUAAUAAUAGGCUUGGCGCAGUUUAUCAUGCAGUGUAUCAAUUAUUAAAUGCACGUAUAAAUUCUGUUAAAACAAAUCAAGUAAUUAAUGAUAAAAUAUCAUUGAUCUUAUUUAAUAACGAGGUUAUCGUUCCGAUUGAGAAUCAAGAUCUAAAAGAUCCAAAAGAUCCGAUGAAAAUGUUGGAUAUAAUGAUUCAACACCAUCCUGAUAAUGGAUCGAAUUUCAUACUCGCAAUUCAGAAAGCUGGAUCUUUGAUUUCAUCUUACCAUGAUCCUACAAGAACAAAUAUUAUUAUCUUCUUAUCUGAUGGAGAAUGCUAUAUUCCAGAAAAGCAGCUUCAUGAAGUCUUUAAAGAAAAUCAAUCAAGAGGAUCCCUAUUAUAUCUCUAUACAGUAUUAUUUAGCAGCAACUCGGCCUCAUCCUCCUUAGAAGAAAUGGCGAAAAUCGCACAAUCUUAUCAUACUAAUUACACAUCAUCAGGUUGCUUGCGAUCUCAAUUUACUCGAGCCAUCAAUGAGAUUAGUUUAGUAAAUCAUUUUACUAGUAUUGCAGAAAGUUUAAGAAAACAUAAGCCGACUUUGUUAAAGAAAGAUCUUAUUAUGCACUUAUGA